GCGAAAGCCUCUUACAGAGAGACAGCAGUCGAGAGACAGUGUCAAAAAAAAAAAAAAACUCAUCAAAGAGAAAUGGCUACCUCCGCCGCACGUCCUCUCGUCACCAUCCAAGGCCUAGACGGCGACAUGACCACCGACCAAUCCUCCACCAUCGUCCUCCCCGACGUCAUGACAGCCCCCGUCCGUCCCGACAUCGUCAGCUUCGUCCACGCUCAAAUCUCCAACAACUCCCGCCAGCCCUACGCCGUCUCCAAGAAGGCCGGUCACCAGACCUCCGCCGAGUCGUGGGGAACCGGACGCGCCGUCUCCCGUAUCCCCCGUGUCCCCGGAGGAGGUACUCACCGCGCAGGACAAGCUGCCUUCGGAAACAUGUGUCGUGGUGGACGUAUGUUCGCUCCGACCAAGAUCUGGAGAAAAUGGCACAGGCGCGUGAACGUCAACAUGAAGAGACACGCUAUUGUCUCUGCCAUUGCUGCAACUGCUGUUCCUGCUCUUGUGAUGGCGCGUGGGCAUAAGAUCGAGAAUGUUCCCGAGAUGCCACUCGUGGUGAGUGACUCUGCUGAAGGCGUGGAGAAGACGGCAGCUGCUAUCAAGGUGUUGAAGCAGAUUGGUGCUUAUGAUGAUGCUGAGAAGGCGAAGGAUAGUAUUGGGAUUAGGUCUGGUGUGGGGAAGAUGAGGAACCGUCGUUACAUUUGUCGGAAAGGUCCUCUUGUGGUUUACGGUACCGAAGGGUCUAAGAUUGUCAAGGCGUUUAGGAACUUGCCUGGUGUUGAGCUUUGCCACGUGGAGAGGCUUAACUUGUUGAAGCUUGCUCCUGGUGGUCAUCUCGGGAGGUUUGUGGUUUGGACUAAGAGUGCUUUCGAGAAGCUUGAGGGGAUCUAUGGAUCGUUUGAGAAGCCUUCGGAGAAGAAGAAGGGGUAUGUGCUUCCUAGGGCGAAGAUGGUGAAUGCUGAUUUGGCGAGGAUUAUUAACUCUGAUGAGGUGCAGAGUGUGGUGAAGCCGAUUAAGAAGGAUGCGAAGAGGGCUGUGAUGAAGAAGAAUCCUUUGAAGAAUUUGAAUGUGAUGCUGAAGUUGAACCCGUAUGCUAAGACUGCGAAGAGGAUGUCGUUGUUGGCGGAGGCGCAGAGGGUUAAGGCUAAGAAGGAGAAGCUCACCAAGAAGAGAAAGACUGUCACCAAGGAGGAGUCACUGGCGAUCAAGUCAGCAGGGAAGGCGUGGUACCAGACUAUGAUCUCCGACAGCGACUACACCGAGUUCGAUAACUUCACUAAAUGGCUCGGUGCUAGCCAGUAAUAAUAUUAUCAUAAUGCUUGAAACAAUUUCGUGUUUAGUGAAAGAUUUUGGUUUUACAUCUGUUUCGUCUUUUUGUUGUUGGAAUAUUAAGCUCUGCUUUGAACUCUUUUCUUCUUUUGGUACUUGUUUUGCUUCUCAAAUGGAUUCGUCGUAUGUUAUGAACCAAAUUCAAAACAAUUUUUAAAUCUUA
Messenger RNA from Brassica rapa (field mustard), 1483 nucleotides. RefSeq names its product 60S ribosomal protein L4-1. The record is from RefSeq and is a predicted model, not a curated record. Gene Ontology annotation, biological process: translation. NCBI's taxonomy places the organism in Eukaryota, Viridiplantae, Streptophyta, Magnoliopsida, Brassicales, Brassicaceae. Gene Ontology annotation, molecular function: structural constituent of ribosome. Gene Ontology annotation, cellular component: ribosome.